Puntigrus tetrazona (Sumatra barb) is the source of this 2969-nucleotide messenger RNA. RefSeq names its product sodium/potassium/calcium exchanger 2-like. Gene Ontology annotation, biological process: long-term synaptic depression; long-term synaptic potentiation; calcium ion transmembrane transport. Lineage: Eukaryota; Metazoa; Chordata; Actinopteri; Cypriniformes; Cyprinidae. Bases 360 to 2219 code for a protein of 619 amino acids. Gene Ontology annotation, molecular function: calcium channel activity; calcium, potassium:sodium antiporter activity. Gene Ontology annotation, cellular component: membrane. The record is from RefSeq and is a predicted model, not a curated record. The transcript is spliced from 12 exons.
AGAGAGAGGGGCUGUGGUCAGUCUGAUCGUUGCUCCUCGCCCUAGGUGAUGCCUGAGAAUAAAAGCAUGAAACUGGACACAGAGCCGCGCUCUCAGAGCUCCGCCCCUGAAUAACAUCACCACCAUCAUCAUCAUCAUCAUCGGAGUCGGAGAGGAAUAACUGGAGGGCACGAGAGAGGACGCACGCGGACUGUCAACCUGCUGCACGCGUCGCGUUCAUCCGUCACCUCUGAAUGCUAAUAUGAGGAAGCCUCUGGUGUGCUGAAGGACAUCUGGAUUUACCGUACAAGUAGCGUUCUCAGCAUGCGCUAAGCCCAACUGUAGCGUAACAAGAGAGCGUUGAAGCAGAGAGAACGGCCAUGGCCUCUGACACCCAGCGCCAUCCGAUUGUCUGCGUCCGCCGGCGCUCCUGGAAGAAACUCAGGCCUGCUCGGGUGUUUGGCUUCCUCGUUAGUCUCAUAGCAAUAAGUGCAGUGGCCCUGUCAUGGCGCUCUACUGCUCAGUGGGAGGAGCUACAGAGCCACGCCCCGCACAGGACACUGCUCUCCACAUACCUGAGUUACCACAGUAACCUCUCGGAGGACACGCCCAUAGCCAUGCGCUCGUCCGCAGAGUCAAACGAGAGUCAGGGGGACUAUCCGACGGAUCUGUUCAGUUUGGAAGACCGUAGGCGAGGUGCUGUCGUGUUGCACAUGUUUGGCAUGAUCUAUAUGUUCAUCGCUCUCGCCAUCGUCUGUGAUGAGUUUUUCGUCCCCGCGCUCACAGUCAUCACGGAGAAACUCACGAUCUCUGAUGAUGUGGCAGGAGCCACCUUCAUGGCAGCCGGGGGCUCGGCUCCUGAGCUCUUCACCUCCGUCAUCGGCGUAUUCAUUUCCCACAGUAACGUGGGCAUCGGAACCAUCGUCGGCUCCGCUGUGUUCAACAUCUUGUUCGUUAUAGGAAUGUGUGCCGUCUUCUCCAAAGAGAUCCUGAACCUGACGUGGUGGCCUCUGUUUAGGGACGUCUUCUUCUACAUCGUCGACCUCAUCAUGCUCAUCGUCUUCUUCCUGGAUAACUACAUCACGCACUGGGAGAGUAUCAGUCUCCUGCUGGCCUACGCCUCGUAUGUGCUCUUCAUGAAGUUCAAUGGGAAUGUAGAGACUUUCGUCAAAGGCAUCAUGAACAGAAACCAGGUGGUGGAAGUGGAGGCCCAACCAAAGUUGAGCCCUACUGCAGUGGAGGAUGACAGCAAGCUGUCGGCCAAACCCCGCCUGCAGAGAGGAGGAAGCUCCGCCUCUUUACACAACAGCCUAAUGAGGAACAGCAUCUUUCAUCUGAUGAUCCACACACUCGACCCUCUCAGUGAAGAAUUCGCUGACUCUGAGCUGGGGACUUAUGGCAAGCUAAAAUAUUAUCACUCAAUGACCGAGGAAGGAAAAUUUCGCGAGAAGGCAUCCAUCCUUCACAAAAUUGCCAAAAAGAAAUGCCAGGUGGAGGACUCAAAUGGAGUUGCUGAUAAAAAUCUGCCGAACAGCUCAAAUGUCGAGGUGGACGUGACUCCACCGAUGAACGGCACCGCUGGACAGGAUGGAGAUGCGGCUGAAGAGGACGACGAGGAAGAUCAGCCUCUGAGCCUGUCGUGGCCCGAGUCCAAACGCAAGCGCUUCACGUAUCUCCUCAUCCUGCCCAUAGUCUUCCCUCUGUGGAUCACGCUGCCCGACGUCCGCAAGACCAGCUCCAAGAAGUUUUUUCCCAUUACGUUCCUGGGAGCGAUUUGCUGGAUCGCGGGAUUCUCCUACCUGAUGGUGUGGUGGGCUCAUCAGGUUGGAGAGACUAUAGGCAUCACAGAGGAGAUCAUGGGACUGACGAUUCUAGCGGCGGGAACCUCCAUCCCUGAUCUGAUCACCAGUGUCAUCGUGGCCCGGAAGGGUCUGGGAGACAUGGCGGUGUCCAGCUCCGUGGGCUCCAACAUAUUCGACAUUACUGUGGGGUUACCGCUCCCAUGGCUGCUGUACUCCAUUAUCAACAACAUGAGCCCGGUUCGGGUGAGUAGUAACGGUCUGUUCUGCGCCAUCGUGCUGCUCUUCCUCAUGCUCCUCUUCGUCAUCAUCUCCAUCGCCGCCUGUAAGUGGAAGAUGAGCAAACUGCUGGGCUUCAUCAUGUUCCUUCUCUAUAUCGUCUUCCUGGUGGUCAGCGUCCUGUUGGAGGACAAGGUCAUCGUCUGCCCCAUCUCCAUCUGAUGAAGCUAAAAGCACGUUCCUGCUGACUUUACCUCACCUCUGCAGACGGUUCCCAGCCUCCUUCACACUUUGGGGGUUUCACACACUCAAAAACACUCUUUAAAAUUAACAUUUGUCUUGCGUUCCAAUAAAAUAAUAUCUAAACAUCCUUAAAAAGAACUGUGCACUUAAGAAACAAAACUCUUUUCUUUUUGUUAAUGUUAAGCUCAAACUUCACUGCAUACACUUUUCUUAAAACAAAAAUGAUUUGGAACUAAUUCAUUAUAAUCAAAAUGAUUCUCUUACUUAGUUUUUUUUGUCUUGUGUUCCCGUGCAAGUAUCGGAGCAUUCUUAAAUUUAUCGCGAGUGGACAUUUCUAUAAAAGAAAAUUAUGUGAGAUAAUGAGUCUUACUUUCUUGAAUGAAUGAAUUUGAGUUUGAAUGCCAGUGGUAUAAUUGAGAAACUAUUAUCGUUUUUAUUCACAUUUUGAAUCUGUUCUUUUAUUUAUUUAUUUAUUUUUUGUCCACAAGUUUGAGUUAUUUUCAUACAUAAAAAUGAGAAACGUUGCCUUGCCAACUAGCCAAACUAAAAAGCUUGUAUAUUUUAUUUAACUGUUAUUUUAUGUCAAGUAAAAGAAAUGUUAUAAGCAGUAAAUUGGGUAAGAAAAACAUUGAUUGAUUUAUUAUGUAAUCAAAUUUAUUAAUUAAAUUCAUUUAUUUUUAUUUGGCUACCGAUUCCUUGAUUCUGUGAACUUUUUUAAAUAUCUUUUUU